Molecule: messenger RNA, 612 nt
Organism: Prorocentrum cordatum
Lineage: Eukaryota; Dinophyceae; Prorocentrales; Prorocentraceae
Source: the annotation of a GenBank genome assembly
AUGAAACGGCACAGCACAGGGGAGAUGCGCGUCGAUUUGACCGCCCGUCGCCUGUACUUGUCUAGCACCGCCUCCGACGUGUCCACCGGCAUCCCGCAGGUCUCCAGCAAGAUCAUCAUUCGCGGGGACCAGGCCAAGAUUUACGCUCAGACCAAAUUGGAGUAUGGCAAGGACGAGGAGGGAUACGACCAGUGCUGGAUGGUGAACACCACGGAGCUGCCAGUUCCGUCAGGCGGCAAGCAGCCGAACCCCUUCCAGUACAGCGAGUCCGCUGGCGAGUGCGAGGGGAACUGCAGGGAGUCGAGGGUCGGGUCGUGGCUGGACGACUCGAAGCGCCUGGAGUUCUUCAUAGACGACGUGGGGCGGCUCACUGGGAUGGUCCUCGACGACACGGGGCGCGACGUCGCCGCCGGCAUCACCAUCUCAGAUUUCUCGACGCGGGCGUCGGGCGAGGAGUGGUUCGACCCCACUGCCGCCGGCUGGAAGUGCAAGGAUCUCAAGUAUCUCCCGGGCGCGGACCACAUUGGGGAGUGGGACCUCAUCCGGGCGUUCUUUCCGCUGGACCUGCCCCUCGGGGAGGGCGAGGAGGGGCGGAGGCUCUUCGCGGUCUGA